UCUCUUCUUUCUUUCUGUUUCUUUUCUUCUUGUCUUGUUCUAUAGCUUGGUGCUUUUUCGUUUGUUAUUCCCCAUUUUGCUAUAUUUCUGGGUCUUCUGAGUUCUGCAAAAAAACUGUGAAAUUUCCUUAGCUCAAUCCGAUUUAAGUUUUCAACUAACCUUUUUAUGAUCUUAAGCUUUCAUCUAUCGUUUAUCUUCAAAGUCGUGGACUCAUCAAGUCUCUACCUUUUUUUUUCUUUCUGUCUUGGAAUCGUUUCCUGUUGUAGAUCCUUUUCACGGAACUGUGGAUCUUUAUGAGAAAUCGGAAGGAAUUUCAGUUUCUGGUUUGUAACACUAAAUAUGAAUAAAAAACGAAAGAGCUCCUCUCUUCUUCGCUUGUUCCCUUUCGUGUUUUUGCUUGGAAUGGUUUUCCUUAUAGGGAAUGCGUUUAUUACAGUAGACUAUAAAGAGGGAAUCUCGGGAUGGAGUUCGAUAAUUAGACUUAAUCUUGCAAAACUGAAGAUGUGCAAGACACAAUUCAGGCCUCCUGGAAGCGAGACAUUACCAAGAGGUAUUGUUGCAAGUAAAUCUGACUUGGAAAUGCGACCAUUAUGGGGCGCAAAGCGCAAUAAGAAACCAAAGCAGAACUUAUUGGCCAUGGCAGCCGGAAUAAAACAGAAGGAAAGUGUCAACAAGAUUGUUAACAAGUUUUCAUCAAGUGAGUUCGUUGUAAUGCUGUUUCAUUAUGAUGGCUCCGUGGAUGAAUGGAAGGAGUUUGAGUGGAGUGAAACUGCUAUUCAUAUUUCUGUUGUAAACCAAACAAAAUGGUGGUUUGCAAAGCGUUUUCUACACCCGGAUAUUGUCUCAGCAUAUUCUUACAUAUUUCUCUGGGAUGAAGAUCUUGGUGUUGACAAUUUUGAUGCUAGAAGCAGGUAUGUUUCAAUUAUUAAAGAAGAAGGGCUUGAAAUAUCACAGCCUGCUCUUGAUCCUCAUUUAUCUGAAGUGCAUCAUCAACAUACGUCACGGGAAAACAAAUCGAGAGUACAUAGGAGAACAUACAAAGUCAUUGGUCGGGCUAGGUGCAAUGAGAAUAGCACUGGACCUCCUUGCACGGGAUUUGUCGAAAUGAUGGCUCCUGUGUUCUCCAGAGCAGCCUGGAGGUGUACAUGGCAUAUGAUUCAGAAUGACUUAAACCAUGGAUGGGGUAUAGAUUUUCAGCUUGGAUAUUGCGCGCAGGGUGAUCGAACUAAAAAUAUCGGCAUUGUUGACUCCGAGUAUAUACUUCAUCUUGGUCUUCCUACCUUAGGAGGUUCAGCUGAAAAUAAGACUGAUUCAGGAGAACUCGAUCAGACCAAGAGUCAGCAUAGUUCAGACAAAACUAAACCAUCACCGAUAUCCCAAAUGUCAUCUGGUAGAUCUGAGGUUCGGAAGCAGACUUACGCUGAAUUGGAGACCUUUAAACACAGAUGGAAAAAUGCUGUGAAGAACGAUGAGUGCUGGAUAGACCGAUUCCGAGCAUGAAAGAUUGCUUGUUUUCGAUAGUAUUAUACAUUCAUAGAAGCACAGUAAUACCCGGAAUACCCCGAGGAAGCAAAACAGAAGUAGAGAACCGGAGUACCCCAAGGAAGCAAAACAGUAAUUUCACAGCACUCUGAGGAUCUUUAUACCAAUUACUGGAGGUAUACAUGUAGCUAGGAUGUUACAAAUUUGUACUUGAGAACCGGAGAUUUAUGUGGAUUUUUCUAUCUCCCACUUUAUAGAGCCUCAAAGUUUAGAGAAAAAAUAUUACUGGUGACUUAUAUAUGUACCACAGGAAGUACACAAGAUUGUGAAAUAAAGC
Molecule: messenger RNA, 1819 nt
Organism: Eutrema salsugineum
Lineage: Eukaryota; Viridiplantae; Streptophyta; Magnoliopsida; Brassicales; Brassicaceae
Exons: 15
Coding region: 340-1500 (386 amino acids)
Source: RefSeq, a predicted model, not a curated record